Messenger RNA from Acinonyx jubatus (cheetah), 2659 nucleotides. RefSeq lists its product as uncharacterized. The coding region runs from base 1 to 1113 and encodes 370 amino acids. The transcript has 5 exons. Lineage: Eukaryota; Metazoa; Chordata; Mammalia; Carnivora; Felidae. The record is from RefSeq and is a predicted model, not a curated record.
AUGCCGAACAAGGAUUCCCAUCCUUGCGUCCACCAGAGUGACUUGACGUUUGGUCCUCCGUGUUGCCCAAGUAUGGGCAAUGCCAAGACGUCAGAAUCACCCCCGCCCCCCAUAAUCGGAAGGGGUGAUUCCAGAGCCACACCCCAGGCCAGCGCCAAGCACCUCUCCGCCGGCCGGCGGACUGACCACCGCGGACACCAAGUCCCAGACCUUCCCGGCGCUCUAGCUGGCCGGACCCCGAGCCCCCCCCCCCCCCGCCCCCACCCCGGCUCCCAGCCGCGACCCCCCCACCCUCGGCCCGGCCCUCUCCCCGCCCGGCCGCGGCCCUUCCUCGCAGGGCCUCCCCCCUCCCCCCUCCCCCCCACGCCCGGCCGCGGGCCCUCCGCGCUCGGCCUCGCCCCCUCCCCACCCACCUCCCUCCUCACCCGGCCGCGGGUCCCUCCACACCCGGCCUCGCCCCCUCCUCACCAGGCCGCGGGCCCUCCGCACGCGGCGUCGCCCGGCGAGACACCCGGCCUCGCCCCCUCCCCGCUGGGCCUCGCCCCCACCUGCUCGCCCCAGUCAUCCCGCGAAGCCGACCACCGCACUGACCGUCUCAUAACGCGGCCCGAGGACCGCGCCUACAGCUCGAACGGAAAGGACCCGCUUUGCCGCGGGCGCUGUCAGAGGACGGGAAAGGGAGAGACGGCGGCUUUCAGCGCUUCGCCCUCAACAAACCCGGCGGCCAUUUUCCUCCAUCUCCGCGAGCUGACAGAUCACGUGGCCGCGGGUGACGGGGCGGGGCGGAAGAAGACAUCUCUAAGGCGUUGCGAACGAAGGCCUGCUCAAGCCCCUUCCUCGGGAACCCACAGGAGAGGUGUCAGCCCCGUGGAGCGCCUGUGGGAUCUGCACUCCUGGUCUUCCAGAGAGCCCACCGCCUCCCUCCCCGGCUCCCCAGACCCCUGGCCAGCCCGGGCCGUCCACCCAGUCUCUGCUGAAGAGUUCAGCGCAAAGCUGGACUCUUCACCGUCCCCACCCAGUGUGAUCCUCCUCCGGGACUGCUCCUGUCUGGGGACCUGGCGCCUGUCGCCCAGCCACCGAGACCGAGACCGGAAUUGGGAAGUCUUUUUAUAACCUCUCCCUCCCCUUCCCAAUGACAUCCCAUCAGCCUCUUCAUCAACCCCCAUCAGUCUAAAGGCUGCUGAAGCUCCCCUCCAGGGCUAUCCCCAGAGCCCCCAACCCUCUCCCUGCCUCUGCUGGUGCCCUGCUAACUGGUUCUCCAGCAGAUUGCUCCCUCAGGUCACUGCUUUGCCUAAACUCCUCAGCAGCCUUCCAUUUCCAUAAAAUAGAUUCCCAAAAAGUACUUCACAUGCAAGACUCCUCGGGGGGCGGGCCCCUGACCCACUUCUAACCCCUGCUCCACCCACUAGUUUCCGCCUAUCCGGCCCCCACCCCCAGGCUGGCAAGUAUUGACAGUUCCUGGAACAAUGGGCCUGACUCUUCCUCAUUUCCAUUCUUUUCCCAGGACGGUCUUCCCUGCCUCUUGCCCAGCUGCUUCCAAGAGAUGAAUUCCUUUUUCUAAGAUACCAUUCAAGUAGUCCCCAGUUUUGUAUAGCUUCCUGGAAGACUUCAAGCAGAGCUGGCCAGUCCGUCUUCGGUAUCCAUAGGGCCUAGUAGGUACUCAGCAUGUGUUAAAGCAUUUUUAACCUGUUUACCUGUCUUCUCCCACUAUAAGGUUCAGUACAUCCUUAUUCUGCACCAACCCCCUUGCCCUGUUUGGAACAGUGUCUGGCCUUAACAAACCACUGAGGAAGAAACCACACUAUCUACAACACUGCCAAAUUAUUUGGGGGUGCUCCCUCCUGGUCUCAUGCAUGUCCCAGCAACAUCUGAUGGAGCCAUACUCCUUGUUGGCUUUUUCUAGAAGUUGCCAGCUUGAUCCACGGAGAAAUGUUUUCAAUGGUUCCCAGCCUUGGCACACCAGACGCAUCCGUGGACCUUCUUAAAAACUAAGAGCAGGGGCGCCUGGGUGGCUCCGUCGGUUGAGCGUCCGACUUCAGCUCAGGUCACGAUCUCACAGUUCGUGAGUUCGAGCCCCGCAACAGGCUCUGGGCUGACGGCUCAGAGGCUGGAGCCUGCUUCCGAUUCUGUGUCUCCCUCUCUCUCUGCCCCACCCCCAUUCAUGCUCUGUCUCUCUCUGUCUCAAAAAUAAAUAAACAUUAAAAAAAAAAAAAAAAAACUAAGAGCACACUUGGGGACUUAAAAAAACAUCUCCCCAGCUGAUCCCAAUGACAUACCAUUCUCAGACUUGGGUUUGAGUCCCAUCGUGUCCAAAUCAGUGAUUUCAAUAUGAACAUACUGUUUUAGUGUCAAGUGAUUUUUUGAAGGCCUACACAGGAUAGCAGGUGACAUUUUAGUAACCCCUGAUUGUGACAGUGACAUGGGAAUAGGAAUUUGUGGUUUGACAAGAAUCGGUAGCCCCAGAAAGGCAGCCUGGGCUCGAAACACAAUGAAUUGAAUAGUCAGCCAGGCAUUUGACAGAUGUUCUGGAGGAGUUCGCGCACACAAAGAGAAAACGUGGCUUACGUAUCAGAAAACGGGCCAAGAGGCACUGAAGAUCUCACUGAAGUGUCGGCCAGGGAGAUGAUGACUCAGGAAGGCAGGGUUCUUGAAUCAUGCG